Brassica napus (rape) is the source of this 1042-nucleotide messenger RNA. Its product is annotated as putative 57 kDa heat shock protein. The transcript is spliced from 5 exons. The coding region runs from base 113 to 892 and encodes 259 amino acids. Lineage: Eukaryota; Viridiplantae; Streptophyta; Magnoliopsida; Brassicales; Brassicaceae. The record is from RefSeq and is a predicted model, not a curated record.
GAGAAGAAAGAAACCUUUGGUAGCAGCAGAUAAAAGGCAAAGCUCUUCUUGGUUUCACUUGGUUUUUGUUGAUUUUUUAAAAUUAACUUUGGCUCCAAGCUCUCGUUGAAUCAUGGCGUUGAUCUUACCUGCUUAUCCUUUCCCCCAUACUUUCGAAGGGUAUUACGCUACCAACAACCCAUUUCAGAAACAUGGGCCAAAAGGAUUCACCGAAACCAAGAUGAUUGGGGUCAGGAAAUUGUUCGUGAGGACUGAUUUACCAGGGGUUGGACAAGAUGAGUAUACUGCUUCCAUUGACGAGUCAAAAAAAUCUGUGACUAUCAGAACCUGGCCGCCACCUCCCGGCAUAAAUAUCGCAUUCCACCCCCGCAUAUACAAAACCACUACUCAUCUCAAGUGCGAUUGCUGCGAGAUAGGGAGUUUCACCCAUCAAGUAUCCGACGGCGUUCUCAGACUAGUCAUCACCAUGACCCCCAUCAACAAUCAAGAUCAGAUCCCUGAUGUCCAAGAAGAAGGUCGCCACAGAUUUCUCCAUGACACGGACAAUUAUGCCGCGGAGUUUACGGGUCAUACACUGCUGGUACACCCAGACUUGCUGUUGCCCGAAGGAUCGCCGCCGCGUAUGGCUUAUGCGUUCAAGCAGCUCCCAGACGGCAGCGCACAUGUGAGUUUAGACAUGCCUGGCGUUUCCAAAGGUUACUUCACUGCCGAAGUCGAGGAUGGGACGAGAGUGAUUGUGACUGGUCGAGCUCCUGCCGUUAGUCACGACUCAAAUGGUCGGUUCUACUCUGCUAUCGCGGCUACGAUCUCCAAUCCUACCGGCACAAACCUCGUUUUUACGGUGGAGGGCGGCCCUGAGAACGGUGUGUUGCGCCUCAACAUCCGCGUCUAGGUUGAUUCCAUGAUGAAACCUUCGCGUUUCUUAGUUCCAUAUUCCGCAGAAGAUCUCGGGAUUAUGUCGUUUUUUUUUUUAAUGUUUUUCAUCAUCAGUACGUUUCAAAGACGCAUUUAUAACGUAUUAAUAAAUAAUUUAUGGCCCUAA